This is a messenger RNA of Malassezia vespertilionis, 849 nucleotides long. It is a transcript of the gene SCL1, whose product is annotated as proteasome endopeptidase complex. The record is from RefSeq and is a predicted model, not a curated record. Gene Ontology annotation, cellular component: cytosol; proteasome core complex; proteasome core complex, alpha-subunit complex. Lineage: Eukaryota; Fungi; Basidiomycota; Malasseziomycetes; Malasseziales; Malasseziaceae. The transcript has a single exon. Gene Ontology annotation, biological process: ubiquitin-dependent protein catabolic process. Bases 1 to 849 code for a protein of 282 amino acids.
AUGUCGCGCAGCAGUUACGACCGUCACUUGACGAUCUUCUCGCCCGAGGGCCGGCUGUACCAGGUUGAGUAUGCAUUUAAGGCGAUCAAUGCUGCUGGAAUCACUGCAGUUGCAGUGCGUGGCUGCGAUUCUGUGGUGAUUGCGACGCAAAAAAAGGUGCAGGACAAGUUGAUCGACGCUUCCACCGUCACGCACAUUUACUCGCUUACUCCCGAGAUUGGAUGUGUGAUCACGGGCCGUGAGUCGGAUGCACUUUCCCAGGUGCAGCGCGCACGCUCCGAGGCGGCCGAGUACAAGUACAAGUACGGAUACCCCAUUUCUCCGGACCUCCUCGCGAAGCGUUUGGCCAAUAUCAACCAAGUAUACACGCAGAAGGCCGCCAUGCGCCCACUGGGCAUUGCCAUGAUUCUUAUUGGUCUUGAUGACGAGCAGGACAGCGCGCCGCAGAUUUUCAAGCUCGAUCCUGCGGGCCACUACGAGGGAUUUCGCGCAACGGCGAGCGGGGCAAAGCAGACCGAAGCGAUCAACUUUUUGGAGAGGCAGUUUAAGCGCUCCGCACACCCCUCCCUACCUCCCUCGACGCGUCCUCAUGCGGCCACAUCGCCUGCGGACGAGGCCAUGGUUGAGGCUGCCGAAGUAAGCGCGCACUUGAGCCGCGACGAUCUGCUCGACAUGGCUGUAAAUGCGCUGAACACGGUCCUCGCACAGGAACUCAAGGCGAAUGAAAUUCAAGUCGGUCUUGUUGGCGGCCCAGUCGCGAAGCAGGGCGACGAGUUCGAGCGGAGAUUCCGGACGCUGAACGAAAACGAGAUUGGACAGGUUUUGGAGCGCCUCGCGGAGCGCGAUUAG